UCCCUGUCGUGGUCGACGACGGCAUUUACGCACAAACGAAAACCCAGCUUGAGGACCUUAGUAUUUCAGAGAUGAUGCAAAAAUUCAAAAUUCAAAUUGAUUCUAUUGUCUUAUUUUAUAGGCAUGGACAGAAUGAAGCCUCCAAUGAUAACGUGAACAUUUGAAACGACAACUGCCAGCAAGCAAUAUAAUGCCGAAUUAUGAGCAUGGAGCUUGGCAUCCUGAUUUUUAUAUGGACUAUGUUCUUCUAGAUGCUCUUAACAGAUGGUUCUCACAUGGAGCUGAGAAGAGCCGAAACGGACAUGGAUUUGAGAAUACUUUGGAAAGCAGUUGGGAAGUGGACACAAAAUGGACAUCGCAGCCACAAAACAACAUUAGUAACUUCUCUUCUGCUGCUACUCCGUCAUCUUCUUCUUCUUCGUCUGCUGCUACUGCUACAGCUGAUUCUACUGCUGCUGCUUCUUCUUUGCUGAGAAAUCAACACCUUUGGACCUUCGUAGCCAAUUGCUGAUCCUUAGACUAAUUAGGUGUUACAUUAUGUGAGUUGAUUUAGAUCAUAAUCUUUUUCUUCUUCUCUUCUUCUUCUUCUUACUUACUAACAAAUCUAGUCUUCUAAAUUGAUGUAGGGUGAUUUUAGGUAAUUGAUAUCGCCAACAUUAGUUUCAUUAGUAGUUAAUUUCAAUAUGAAACCUUUUACACUACACUUAAAAUAUUGGAGGAUUCAGGGCAAGGAUUUUUUCUCAUUUUCUCAUGUGAUUCACGAAAUGAAGAUUCAAUAUUCAAACAUAGAAAUAGUAGUAGAUAUCUGGUUGAAUUUCGCAGAGCUUAAGGUACGUUUAGACUUGUUUACAAAUUUCUUCAGAAAUUUGUAUGAGAUUCAAAGAUGAUCAAACCAAAAUUGGAAGCGCGUACUUUUCAAAUAAAUUUCACUUCUAAUUGAGUAUUUUAGUAGGGUUAAUUGAAUGUUUAAUCAUAGAAAAUCAUUAGUACCCUUUCAGUGUACAUGGAGUGAUCCGUGGUCUAGUGGAUAGAGUGCUUGCGUGGCAGCAUAGGAAUCCCGGGUUCAAACCCUCUAAUUACCAAAAGUUUUUUAACUAGAUCACUCCCGUGUUAUCGGACGGACAC
Messenger RNA from Nilaparvata lugens (brown planthopper), 1125 nucleotides. RefSeq lists its product as uncharacterized. Bases 191 to 511 code for a protein of 106 amino acids. The record is from RefSeq and is a predicted model, not a curated record. NCBI's taxonomy places the organism in Eukaryota, Metazoa, Arthropoda, Insecta, Hemiptera, Delphacidae. The transcript is spliced from 3 exons.